AUGACAUACUGUCGGGGGGCGGACAGGACGAUGGACGGAGGACGGUUCGCAGGUCGGGGGGCGGACAGGACGAUGGACGGAGGACGGUUCGCAGGUCGGGGGGCGGACAGGACGAUGGACGGAGGACGGUGGCGGCAGGACUCGUCGUCCUCGUCGGAGGACGACGAGGACGUGGCGCCUGACUUGCCUGCUGGGGGCGCCCCUGACGCCGCCGGCCCGAGGACCGAAUGGCGUUUUCGGUGCUCAGUGCUGCCGGCGUCCAGUGCUGCACAAGCGUGCUGUGGUGCUGCUGUGGCCCUCAUCACAGCAUACUACUCGUUCCUGCUGCAGCACGAGCAUGUGCUGCUGUCAGCUGCUGAGGUGCUGUCAGCUGCUGACAGUGCUGACAGCACGAUGUGCUGUGCUGCCCUUGUAGACGACACACACGUACGUCUCACGGGGCUCCUGACGAAGCUGAAGAAGGGCGUGGCUGACUUCAAGAGACAGCAUUUCACUGUCAGCAACCCUGACGUCUGCACCAUACCUCUGCACUGCACCAUCAUCACCAUGGUACGUCUUCACCAUACCUCUGCACUGCACCAUCAUCACCAUGGUACGUGUGCACCAUACCUCUGCACUGCACCAUCAUCACCAUGGUACGUCUGCACCAUACCCCUGCACUGCACCAUACCUCUGCACUGCACCAUACCCCUGCACUGCACCAUCAUCACCAUG
This is a messenger RNA of Hyalella azteca, 714 nucleotides long. RefSeq lists its product as uncharacterized. The transcript has 3 exons. The annotation marks the transcript as partial. The record is from RefSeq and is a predicted model, not a curated record. Lineage: Eukaryota; Metazoa; Arthropoda; Malacostraca; Amphipoda; Hyalellidae.